UAUAACUAUAAUGAAGCACAGGCCGUUUACUGCUAAGAGGCACAAAAUGCCUCUUCAUUUUGCAAUCAGCAACAAAAUGACGUCAGAAGUCCGUUGUUUAAUUGAGGGCGGGUACGACGUGGAUGCACGUGACCAGAAUAAGAGAACUGCCCUUAUGUUGUGUUGUUUGGAAAAUGAUGAACAUUGGUCAGCUGGAGUAACGCGAAUGCUUCUACAGACCGGUGCUGACGCAUCAUUGCGAGAUUUGAACGGGAGGAAUGCCUUAAUGUUUGCCGUCAUCUUCUUGCGAAAGAGUAUUAUAGACAUACUUCUUAUGUCGAUAGACUUCGACGUGAAUGAAAAAGAUGUAAACGGGAGGAGUGCACUUCAUUAUGCCAUUCUUGGAGGGGACGAAUCUGUUAUUAAACGUAUUUCAAAUAUUUGCGGAAAACAAAUUGCUGGGCCUCAAACAAUAUCGCGUAAAGAACAUCCGAUAGACCUCGACUCUUCAUUUGGAAGUGACGUGAAACGAAAGAAUUCGAUAUUUUACAAUCCGACAGUUCCUGUGCGACCAUGCAAAGAAAUUGCCCGGGAUGAGCGCUUAACUGCCAGAAUUCAUAAGUCUAAUUCAGAUAUGAACGUUCAUCAGUUUCGACGUGGUACCAUGCAGAAAUAUUACAGAGGAGCUGCCUGGAAACAUAGGCAUUCAGCUUGUAGCAGUAGAUUUGCAACAGUAUCUUCCUCAAAUCAGAGUAUUUCAAUAGACUUGCCGAACUCAGCAAGAAGAUAUCGCAUGGGUGUUCAAUAUAGCUUUGACAAUACUCGUCAAUAUAAUAGUUGGAAAGCAUACUCUUCUUUUUUCUGGGAUAUUUUGUCAGAGCAGUGUGCUCCCUCUUAUCGUCCAUCAGCAAAACCUAUAACACAAUCGCUUCAACAAGCUCUCGGCCUUCCAGUAAAAGAAGAAAUUUUAGAUGAAGAUGCAGCAUCUGAAGCCGAAACUGUAAGAGGAGUCAAAAAUCAGUUAUCACGCAGAGGCAGUACACCCAAUUCACCUAGCCCAACGUCGUUGGUACAGGGUUUUGCAGAACGAGAUCGCAGACGGUCAGAGGCGAGUCUUGGAAUAACUGCUCAGCAGCUAAAAUCUCUGAAUGAUACUAAAAUUCGUAAUUUACCUAAGUCAGUUGAAGAAAAGUUGAAUUUACUGAACAACUCUAACGGACAACUGCAGCGAUCAAUGUCAGUUUCGAGGUUAAAAGUAGAUGACAUUAAGUUACCCACUAAUGACGAUCAAGUUCAGACUAUCGUUUCACCAUCAAUGCCCACUGAAGAUCUUGCUCCAAAGAAAUCGAAGUCACCUCGAACACCAAUUGUUCGAAAUAGACCUGGUUCUGCUUUACGACAACGCCUCGAUCAAGAAUAUCGAGUACAAAACAAGGCAAAAUCGAUACCAAGUAUUGAGAUUGAUUCUCCAAGCUUGACAACAGAUAAAACUAAAAACAAUGAACCUGAGAUUAGAGAUAGAACCUUGUCACAAUCUAUGAAAACAAUUAAAAAGGAAAAUAUCCCAGCUUCCCCUGACCCAACACCGCCACAGCAAGACGAUAAGCACAGCGACCGUUCAAAGCCAAAUGUUCCGCAAAGGAAACCUGUGAGGAGACCGGAGUCAGUCGUGUUUCGAGACCGGAUUCUUUCUGAUAUAAUGGAAGAAAACGAAAAUACUGUGAAUGCUGGAAGCCUUAAUAAGAAUCCAGCUUUUGACGCGCCGAAAACUAACGACAAGUUGAAUCGUUGCAGACCGACGUCGGCCUAUGUCAGAGGACGGUUGGCGAAUGGAAGAUUGCUAAGAUAACCAGUUUUAGUUUUGUAUUAGGAUUUGUAGAAAAAACAUUUUUUUUAUUGUACUUAUACAUUGUAUUAAGAUUUUAUAGCGUCAAUUUAAAUAUUACUGCAAACGUACGUAUGAUUUGUUUUUAAUUCAUGAUUAUAUUCCGACAUUAUCGUUAUAGUUUAUCGACUGAAUGUUCGUCCUUGAAGCAGUUGUCAAUAAUUGAAAAUACACAAA
Styela clava is the source of this 2041-nucleotide messenger RNA. RefSeq lists its product as uncharacterized. NCBI's taxonomy places the organism in Eukaryota, Metazoa, Chordata, Ascidiacea, Stolidobranchia, Styelidae. The record is from RefSeq and is a predicted model, not a curated record. Gene Ontology annotation, molecular function: protein binding.